AACUCAGAGAGGGGUGGGGGGUGAGGUAAUACAGGCAGGAGGCGCAGAGCUACGGCACAGGCAACUUGAUGUUGGUUUAUCUUGGUGGAUUUCUUCUCCUUUUACCGCGAUCACCCACAAACAUAACUUGCCUGCUGUUUGAGAGCGCUCAGGCACCUGUAGGCGUUCUCUGCUGAGAGAGAGAGAGAGAGAAAAGAAUUUAUUUUUUUGUUGUUGUUGUGUGAGCUUUUUCAAAAAAAAAUGAGUGCUACGUUCAGCAGUUUGGUGGUAACGGUGCUUCUGCUUCUGGCUUUGAGGGUGGAACAGAUUGCCGAGGCAUGUAGCUGUGCUCCAAUCCAUCCGCAGCAGGCUUUCUGUAACGCAGAUGUAGUGAUCAGAGCAAAAGUCGUUGCAAAUAAAGAAGUGAGUUCUGGGAAUGACAUCUACGGAAAUCCCAUCCAGAAGAUCCAGUAUGAGAUCAAACAGAUUAAGAUGUUCAAAGGACCAGAGCACAAUAUUGAAUAUAUUUACACUGCCCCUUCAUCUGCAGUGUGUGGAGUCAUGCUUGAUACAAGUGGAAAAAAAGAAUAUCUAAUUACAGGCAAACUGGACAAGGAUGGAAAGAUGUCAAUCACACUCUGUGAUUUUAUUUCCCAAUGGGAGAAUCUCAGUGUCACACAGAAGAAAGGCUUGAACCAGAGAUACCAAACAGAGUGUGACUGUAAGAUUGUCAGGUGUCCAUCUGCUCCCUGCUACAUCACCUCUCGAAGCGAGUGCCUGUGGACAGAUUGGGUAACUGACAAAAGCAUUCACGGACGCCAGGCCAAGCACUAUGCUUGCAUUAAGAGGAGUGAUGAUUCCUGUGCAUGGUACCGUGGUGUGACGCAACCCAAGAAAGAGUUUCUGGAUGCAGAAGAUCCAUAACUUCAUCUAAUUCUCCUUUCAGCAGAAAAUACACUCAAAAAAAAAAGUGUUGUCUAUAAUCUGAAAAAUGUAACCCAAAUUUCUCUGUCCAGUAUAGCAGGUCUGUUUGCUUACUGUCUGGUGAUAACUGUUUGUAAUAUGGCAUAUACUUAUAUUUCACAUUUGGCAUCAGCUGUACAGUGACUGCAUUUCUCUGGCUAAAAAUAGAAAUGCACUUUUGUUUGUUAUGGAAAGCUGCAGCGUUGAAAAUAUUUGGUACAAGUCUGAGUGUGUUUAAAGUGAGGAUUGACUCCUCAAUUUUGUAAGUAUUUUUACCCCCUUGAAGACUUAGAAUAAAGCAUUUGCAUUCAUGUCCAAAAUUGAUACUUCCCCCUCAUUUCACUUUAGGAAAUGCUAUUUUUCUUUUGCAGAUUCUGGACCAUUCUUGAUCUAAUUUAAUAAUCUUGUCAUGAUAACUUAACAAAACUGCAGUUUUAGACUUUGCAUGAUGGAAAUGUAUGUUGCAAGCUGAAAAUGAUAACCCACGCUGAGAGUCUUAAUAUUUAUUCCUUUUGCGAUUUAAUAACUUCCAUACUUAUAGUUGUCACAAUAUUUAGUGAUAAAAUUAUUAACCCAAUAUGAGCCAUGAUAUUGAUUAUCAUUUAGGCCAUAAUUGUAUUUUGUUUUAUGAUAAUCUUUAAGUGUUUAAGUGCUUUUGUUCAUCAAGUUAUUUGUUUGGGCAUGUAACUCCUACCCUUCACACCUCGUAAUAUUCCCCCAAUUCAAGUACAGCACAGCCAGAUGCAGAGUAAAGUUUGCCAUGCUAUUCUUUGGCUCUCUUAACAUAGGAAAAUAUCCCAAUGUGCUUCACAGAAACAUUAUGAUUCAAAAUUUGGCAUGUGGCCAAAAAAAGAUAUUAGGACGUGAUCAAAAACUUGUUUUUAAGGAGCGGCUUAAAAGAGGCGGAGAGAUUUAGCAACUGAAUUCCAGAGCUUAGGGCCUUAGAAGAACAAUCCUCAAUAAACCAAUGAAACUUUUUUGCUUUAUUUUCCUCUCCAAUUAGUGUUUACCAGGAACAGUUUUGUUUUGGAACUACAAUACAAUGGAACAAACUAGGAUGCUUGCAGUCAACAGAGAGGAUUUUUAUCCAUCUGAGAUUUAACCUAAGAGUCCUGGAGAAGAAAGCCACUAUCUUAAGUAAUGGCAUUGCCCAAUUGUCUGCUGAUAUGGUACUUUCCCCUCCUAGAGUUUCGAUUGCAUUUAGUUGACUAAAAUCAAUCCUAUAUUUUGCAAAGAAGGUGUGCAUGUUCCUCAGAAUUUGGAAAUUACUCUAUUAGUUGAUUUGCAAUCUAAACUUUACUCUGCAAUCUAAAGUCAUUGAGUUCUGAGAGCCAUUUUGUGCUUUCACUCAUUCCGUAUACCAUGUAGAGGAGUGGAAAGGAAUAACAAUCUGAAUUUCUUCUCCACGUUCUCAUUUAAGGAAUAUCUUCCACUUCAGUAGAAUAAGAGGAAUUUAUAGGGCCACAUUAGAAACCCAUUUCCUCUGAUGUGAUAAUCCAAACAAUGCAGAAUAAUCCUGAAACUGAAAUCUGGUCAUUCAAAAGAAAAAUUUGGAAGCACUACAUCACGGAAGGUAAUGUUUGGAAUUCUUUCUCCAAAAAACUGGAUGUUGGAUCAAUUGAAGUGUUCAUCUUUUUAAAAAUUGAGUUGAGUGAGGAUGAGGUACACGAAGCAACAUUUGGAUAUGUGGUGUUGACAUCCAGAUCAGUGAUGAUAUAUUGGAUCUGCCUGAACCAGCUUGAGCAACCUACUUUUGUUCCCAGUCCUUUUAUCUCCUCCUCCCUUUCCAAAUGAUUCGUAAUAUUUCAAUGAAUUGCAUGGCACAAUGGGCUAACUUUUGAAUGUGUUUUUUAAAUGACUAUCUAGAUGUAUUCUGUGACUUUGAACCAGCAAUUAUUUUAUGCAUAGCACAGUGCUCCACAAAUUAUUGCAGUGUUAAUGGCAUUACAGCAAAUUUACUUGUUGAAAUUGUCGAGACUCUAAAAUAAAUAGGUUUUUUUUAAUAUGACCAUCAUAAGAAAAAAUGUUAUUUCCAAAUCAUUUUGUAUUUAUCUUUAAACUGAAGCAAGGUGGUAUUUUAAGGCAAUGGAGAGUGUUAGGCUUCUGCUGUAUGAAUAAGUACAAAGUUAGAUAAAAUGUGAAAGUAGUGCAAAAGUUGGAAGUCCUGAAAUAAAAAUAAUAAAUGCUGGAAAUGCAUGGAAGACGAAAGAACAGCCCCUGUGCAGAAAGGAACAAAGGGUUCACAGUUCCACUCCAUCACACCCGUCUGAAUAAAAAUCCUACCUUUCCACGGAUGUUUCCUGGUCUGCCGGGGGGUCCCAUCAUUUCUGCUUUUAUCAAUGUGAAGUAGCAUUAUCUUGAAAAGUUUAAAAAUUUAAAGAAAUGCCUUUUGCUUUUUGCAAAUUAAGUAUUUCCUUUUGAACUGCAGUAUUUAAUCAGUCCUCAGCAUUCUGGGCAUAUUACUAGCUGGAGGGAAUUUUGACAUGAUGUUAGAUGCAAGUGGGGGCUUCAAUGGGGAGAAAUUCCUUGCAGGUCAGGAAGUCAACUUUCAGGUUUGACUAAGGCAUGACAGGAAACGGGCAUCUUAUUUGUUCCCAAGAAGCAGGAUGGCAUUUUAAAUCAGUUAAUGAAGCUGGAACCUUCUGAUUUAACCUAUAUUACAGACUUUAUUGUGUGAGGCAGAUUUUCCUAGGCCAUGUAAAUUAGGCAGCUUUAGCAAGUGGACCUCAGUGGUACUACCUUUUAGUCAGGACUAGAAAUAUCAUUUCCCUGGAAAUAUCCUCCUCCUUCCCAAAAAGGUUCAUGCAUCAGACAACACAUCCCCAACACACCCAGGGCUUGUGGAUUGGGUCUACUGUUCCUGCCAUCUGCUCCAAAUUAUUUUCCAGUCUGUCAUUUGGAUUAAUAUCUGCAUAGUCAGUUUAUCAUGGCUAAAAGACUCGCACAACUUCAACAAUAUACAAGGAAGUACCAAGUUGUAGAUUUCCUUCCUAAAAUUCCACUUCUCCCUGCUAUCCCAUCCAUCUCCCAGGUAAUGCACACCAGUAACUGCCCCACUGUGUUGGAAAUGAGACAUUGAAAAUUCAGUUCAGAGGAAUAUAAAUACAACUUUUCACUCACAUCUUUCAAUACCAGUUAUAUUAUUGGACACAUAUAUCAAAGUUUAUAUAUAAAAAAAUCUAAUUUGAAAUAUUCCCAGUUCACCACUAAUGCAGCUGCCUUGUAAAUACCUCGUGAAUAUUUUCUUUCAUAAUUAACAAAUUCUUUAAGUAUUACCAAUAAUAAAGAUUAACUUUAUUAACACAAUGGAUAGAAUGUCACAUACCAAAAGUUAUUUUUCUACAUUCUUGAAGUAUCUUUGUACUUAAUGCCCGAGCACUAAGAUUUGAUCUAUUUCUUCUGUAAUUCUUCAAAGUUUUAUUCAUAGAAUGUUUAACUUAUAAUUCUUUUAAAGCUAAGCCUUUUAAGUAAUAAAUGUUCAAAAACUGCUGCCAUAAUUUAAGGCUUUGAUAUUUUGCAAUGAUUGUUAGAAGAAAAAAAGUCAGAGACUUGCAAUUUGAUCUGUGAGCAUAUUAAAAGGAUGAUGAGAAACAUUUGGCGCAUGUGUUACUCUGUAUAAUUCAUGUAGUAAAUUCCAUGUGGACUGAAUUCAUGGAAUAAAAACUGUAUUAUCAAAUAAAGAUUUAUUACUAUA
This is a messenger RNA of Pristis pectinata (smalltooth sawfish), 4636 nucleotides long. RefSeq names its product TIMP metallopeptidase inhibitor 2a (gene timp2a). Gene Ontology annotation, molecular function: metalloendopeptidase inhibitor activity; protease binding. Gene Ontology annotation, biological process: negative regulation of membrane protein ectodomain proteolysis; negative regulation of endopeptidase activity. Bases 241 to 903 code for a protein of 220 amino acids. Lineage: Eukaryota; Metazoa; Chordata; Chondrichthyes; Rhinopristiformes; Pristidae. The record is from RefSeq and is a predicted model, not a curated record. The transcript has 5 exons. Gene Ontology annotation, cellular component: extracellular matrix.